Chara braunii is the source of this 746-nucleotide messenger RNA. Lineage: Eukaryota; Viridiplantae; Streptophyta; Charophyceae; Charales; Characeae. The record is from the annotation of a GenBank genome assembly.
CCAAAAGCUCCUGGUGGGAUCAAUAUGUCCUAAGGACAAAAAAGUGAGAGGAGAAAACAAAAAGCGAUGAAUGAGGAGAGAGAAGAAAGCAGUAGGUGCACGUAGACAGGAAAGAGGCGCCGAAAACGCGAAAAACUUAAAAAAAAAAAACAAGAAAAGCAAAAAAGGUGGAAGAGGAGAACAGAGGCAGAAGAAACCAGCAGAAUACAUAGUAGUAGAAAGAUUAUUGAAAAAGUAAAAAGAUCAAGAAGAUGCUAUGCACUGUGGAUAAGGUGUUUCAGUUCGUGUCAGGCUCCGGCAGUCUGCCAAAGCGAUCACUACUGCAGCUGGAGGAGUUUGCGUACCAAGGGGAUGGAGGGACGCCACCGGCUGGGGUCGGGAUCGGGAUAAUCAUUAUUGCCUGCACGGUGGGACUCGGCAUUCUCCUCUUCUUUAUCGGACUCCGGACGGAGAACGGCGGCAUGUUUUGUCUUAUGGCGAUUCUCAUCACGUUGGUUGUGUUCCUGGUUCUCUUCGCUUCACCAAGGAAGUCCAGCAGGAAGCCCAACAUCUACGGCAUUAAGGGCUAUGAUAAGUCCGCGGUGUUCAGAGGUGUUUUCACCUUCAUCAUGGUUUCAGGAGUGAUCAGUUCAAUUGCCGGUUUGCUAGUCAGUCAUGUUGUUCCACGAUCAUACGCACGGCAUCUCAGCGAGUUUCUGGACAUUGCCGCCCUCAGCUAUAGCUGACAAUGAACUAACUCAACCUGA